Messenger RNA from Blastomyces dermatitidis ER-3, 249 nucleotides. RefSeq lists its product as uncharacterized. The transcript is spliced from 2 exons. The coding region runs from base 1 to 249 and encodes 82 amino acids. The record is from RefSeq and is a predicted model, not a curated record. NCBI's taxonomy places the organism in Eukaryota, Fungi, Ascomycota, Eurotiomycetes, Onygenales, Ajellomycetaceae.
AUGGUCUGGGAUAAGGAAAAGUGGACUCUUGAAGACCAACCACAAUUCGAAGGCCAGGGUGUACGUUGUGCCUCGCGGCUCGAGGCCUGCAUUCCCCGGCCGACAAUCCUCAAGCACAAGUGGAUUUUCCCAGCCCAUCACCCAAGCGAGGUCUGGAAGGGAAUGAAGAACGCCGCACAAGGUGUCAGCAAAAGUGCUCAAAUGAGAACACAUAGGUUGGCUUUCGAAGCAUAUUGGAAGUGUCCGUGA